AUGGUCUCAAUCGCUUGCUUGGGCACAAUGACCUUCGGGCAGCAGAACACAGAAGACGAGGCUGUCGAGCAGCUCAACUAUGCGGUGCACGAGGCAGGCAUCAACUUCAUCGAUACUGCUGAGCUCUACCCCGUCCCGCCAUCCAGCAAGACAUGCGGAAGCACGGAGGAGAUCAUCGGGCGAUGGCUGGCGCGAGGAGGUCCGGAGCUACGCAAGAAGAUCUACUUAGCCUCCAAGGUGUCAGGGUACAGCAACCGCGGCUACCUCUACGCCAACCGCAAAGUUCCUCGACAGCAGAUCCUCGAGGCCUGCGAUGCCUCGCUGCGCAGGUUGCAGACCAACUACCUCGACCUCUACCAGCUCCACUGGCCCGAGCGCUACACGCCUGGCUUCGGUGCCCUCGCGUAUCAGCGCUGCCUUGAGCGCGUGGAUUCGGUUCCGAUCGAGGAGCAAGUUGCGGCAAUGGGCGAGCUGAUCAAGCAAGGAAAGAUUCGCUACUGGGGGAUCAGCAACGAGAAUGCCUUCGGAGUGGCGAAGUUUGUGAUGGCAGCAGAGAAGCUGCAAGUUCCUCUCCCCGUCUCCAUCCAGAACGACUUCUGCACCAUCGACCGGCGAUUCGAGCAAGACGGCACCGCGGAAGCUUGUAGCCCUCUCAAUGCUCCUCCUCAUGGCAUCAGUUUGCUCGCUUAUGGUCCCCUGGCGGGCGGGACGCUUUCAGGGAAGUACUCAACAGGUUUGUGGGACCUCUCCUCUUCUCGUCACACGCUCUUUCCGCUCUUUCAGCCGCGCUAUCACGCCAAGAAUGCCAUCGAGUUCGCAAAGCAGCACGCGGACAUAGCGGCGAAGUACGGCAUCACAUCCUCCCAGCUGGCCCUCGCGUGGGCUGCCGCUCGCGAGUACAUGGGGAGUGUGAUCAUCGGAGCGACGACUAUGGACCAGGUGACGCUGCUACUUGCAGGCACAGGCAGGUGA
Messenger RNA from Guillardia theta CCMP2712, 972 nucleotides. RefSeq lists its product as hypothetical. NCBI's taxonomy places the organism in Eukaryota, Cryptophyceae, Pyrenomonadales, Geminigeraceae. Bases 1 to 972 code for a protein of 323 amino acids. The transcript has 7 exons. The record is from RefSeq and is a predicted model, not a curated record. Gene Ontology annotation, molecular function: oxidoreductase activity.